Dracunculus medinensis (Guinea worm) is the source of this 1652-nucleotide messenger RNA. The record is from the annotation of a GenBank genome assembly. Lineage: Eukaryota; Metazoa; Nematoda; Chromadorea; Rhabditida; Dracunculidae.
UCGAAACAUAUUCCGAUGAGGGGAUGUGGAAAAAGAUAAGGCAAGAUAUUUGGUGUAAAAUGGCUAAUAUUCACGGUUCACCGGUUUCGUUGUCGUCACAGUCGCGAGCAUUAACGAACGAUAGUAAUAAUCGCAACCAAUCGCCAAUGCGAUCGCUAACCAGUGCUUCGGGUGGUUUAUAUAUAAGUGCACCUGGAAAAAUUAUUUUAUUCGGCGAACAUGCCGUCGUUUAUGGAAGGACGGCAAUCGCCGGUUCAGUAGAUCUUCGAACUUAUGCUAGUUUAUUCACAUCGGCUGAUGGUAGGAUAUAUUUGUCGUUGCCAGAUAUUGGCGUUGAAAAGACUUGGCUUCUCAAAGAACUUUUAAAAGCUGGAGAACGUCUUGCUGAGUAUCCAUAUGAAGAUGAUUCGCCGCCUUCAUUGGAAGUUUUAGUGCCUAUUGCUAGAAAAUUGAGUGGUUCUUGUGAAGAUCAAUAUGGUGUUCAACAUUUAGCAAUUUUAGCUUUUUGGUAUUUAUUACUUGGAGUUGUUCAAAGGAAAAGGAAUUUACUUGCAGUAAAGAUGACUGUACGGUUCAAACUUCCUUCAUGUGUCGGGCUUGGUUCGUCAGGGGCCUAUUGUGUUUGCAUUGCCACAGCUUUGCUUCAGUCUUCUGGUAUAAUUCCAGCUCCUUCAAUUACAGCAGAUGAUGAGGGUUCAUUAACUUGGGAUGAUCAACAUUUGGAUAUGAUAAGGAAAUGGUCAGCAGCAGCUGAAUCAUUGAUUCAUGGUCGAGCUUCAGGUGGUGUCGCAUGUUUCAAGCCAGGAACUCAAAUUCAACAUUUAAGAAAUCUUCCUUAUCUAAGGGUAAUUCUUGUUAACUCAAAAGUCGAAAGAAAUACGUUUAGAAUGGUACAAACAGUAAAGGAACGUUUGAAAAAAUUCCCCGACGUAAUCGAAUCGAUUUUUAAUUCGAUAGAUGCAAUCUCACAUGAUGCAACAAAAAUCUUAAACCGUUCUGGUGAAGAAAAUGGCGAUCCUGAAAAAUUAGUUAAUGGUGGUAGUGGUCGAUCAUCUGGCGAACCAUGCUCAGAUAACGACCAUAAUUCGCUGCAGCCAGGGUUGCACCAACAAAAUACAACAAUGACGAUCGGAGGCAAACAAUCACCGAAUUUCACGUCUUAUUCGGCUGGAGGAAAGCGUAGUAGCAAUGAAUCGGCAGCUAGCGGUACAUCACUUGGUUGCGUUACUCCUGAAAAAGUUGAAAAGGGUGAACUGGUCGACACUUACGCCAAAUUAAAUGAUUUAUGCCGUAUCAACAACCAGUUGUUAAUUGCACUGGGAGUUGGUCAUCCAAAGAUUGAUCAAAUCUGUACAUUACUCGCACGUUACGGUAUUCAUCCUAAGAUGACAGGUGCUGGUGGUGGUGGAAGUGUCUUUGCAUUUUUGAAACCAGAUACAUCGACAACUGUCUUGUCAAUGAUAAAGAAUGAAUUGACAAAGUUGGAUUAUGAAGUAUGGCAGCCUCCACUUGGUGGGCCAGGAGUGAUAUGUCAUGUAAAUAAGCCCGAUCUUUUUAAUACUCCAAAUUCAGCAGCGACUACUCCACAUGUUACAAUUACUAAUUCGCCCCAAUCAACGCCAUCAUCGACAGCUCAUCGACAUAAAAAAUGA